Molecule: messenger RNA, 4692 nt
Organism: Phycodurus eques (leafy seadragon)
Lineage: Eukaryota; Metazoa; Chordata; Actinopteri; Syngnathiformes; Syngnathidae
Product: collagen alpha-3(VI) chain-like
Exons: 8
Coding region: 1-4365 (1454 amino acids)
Source: RefSeq, a predicted model, not a curated record
AUGAGAGACUUUGUCCAAAGAGUCGUAGAGUCACUGAGUGUGGAUGAUAACAAAGAUCGAGUCUCCCUGAUUCAGUACAGCGGAAAUGCAGCUGUCCAGUUCUACCUGAACACAUACACAACAAAGGGCGAAAUCCUUGACAUUGUCAGAGGGUUGAGGCACAGAGGUGGAACAACCCUCAACACUGGAGCAGCUCUCCAGUACUUGAGGGAUAAUGUCUUCACAACCUCUGCCGGCAGCAGACCCCUUGAAGGAGUCCCACAGGUCCUAAUAUUGCUAAGCGGCGGAAGGUCUUUUGACAGAGUCGAUGCACCAGCCUCUGCUCUCAAAAAGCUCGGAGUUCUGAUCUUUACCAUCGGAACCACACGCUCCGAUAGGGGAGAACUGCAGAAGAUAGCCCACGAUCCCAGAUGUGCUCUAUCUGUGCCUGAAUUCACUGACCUUCCCAGUGUCCAACAACAGCUUCAGUCCUCCGUGGAGGCUGUGGUGAUUGACGUCAGUGCAGAAACGCCACCAGUAAUUGCUGAAGCCAAAAAGGAUAUUGUAUUCCUUCUGGAUGGUUCUGAUGGAACAAGGAGUGGCUUCCCCACCAUGCGCGAUUUUGUUGAGCAAGUGGUGGAGAAACUCAAUGUGGGUGUAGACAAAGACCGUGUCUCUGUGGUCCAGUACAGCAGAGAUGCAGAGGCCAAUUUCUAUCUGAACACGUACACUACAAGAGAGGAUAUUGUGGAUGCAGUCAGAGGGCUCAGACACAGAGGAGGCAGACCACUCAACACAGGGGCCGCGCUCCGAUACGUCAGGGACAACGUCUUUACAAACUCCUCAGGGAGUAGGCGCCCGCAAGGUGUUCCACAGAUCUUGAUCCUGCUUAAUGGUGGGCGGUCUUCUGACAGCGUUGAUGUGCCAGCCUCUGCUCUUAAACAGCAGGGCAUCUUUACAAUCAGCAUUGGAACACAGAACUCUGACAGCAGCGAGCUGAAAAAGAUAUCCCAUGACCCAAGUAAUGCUCUAGCAGUGUCUGAGCUCACUGACCUCCCCAGUGUGCAAGAACAGCUCUCCUCUGUAAUAAACAGGGUACUCAGAGCCGCCACGCCCAUGACACCAACAGUAACUGAUAGUACAUUUUACGGUCUUAAUACGUCUCGUGUUUUGUUUACCACAGCGGAUAGAACAGGAAGGGAUGUCGUUUUCUUGUUGGAUGGCUCUGAUGCCACAAGAAGCUCAUUCCCAGCUAUGAGAGACUUUGUCCAAAGAGUCGUAGAGUCACUGAGUGUGGAUGAUAACAAAGAUCGAGUCUCCCUGAUUCAGUACAGCGGAAAUGCAGCUGUCCAGUUCUACCUGAACACAUACACAACAAAGGGCGAAAUCCUUGACAUUGUCAGAGGGUUGAGGCACAGAGGUGGAACAACCCUCAACACUGGAGCAGCUCUCCAGUACUUGAGGGAUAAUGUCUUCACAACCUCUGCCGGCAGCAGACGCCUUGAAGGAGUCCCACAGGUCCUAAUAUUGCUAAGCGGCGGAAGGUCUUUUGACAGAGUCGAUGCACCAGCCUCUGCUCUCAAAAAGCUCGGAGUUCUGAUCUUUACCAUCGGAACCACACGCUCCGAUAGGGGAGAACUGCAGAAGAUAGCCCACGAUCCCAGAUGUGCUCUAUCUGUGCCUGAAUUCACUGACCUUCCCAGUGUCCAACAACAGCUUCAGUCCUCCGUGGAGGCUGUGGUGAUUGACGUCAGUGCAGAAACGCCACCAGUAAUUGCUGAAGCCAAAAAGGAUAUUGUAUUCCUUCUGGAUGGUUCUGAUGGAACAAGGAGUGGCUUCCCCACCAUGCGCGAUUUUGUUGGGCAAGUGGUGGAGAAACUCAAUGUGGGUGUAGACAAAGACCGUGUCUCUGUGGUCCAGUACAGCAGAGAUGCAGAGGCCAAUUUCUAUCUGAACACGUACACUACAAGAGAGGAUAUUGUGGAUGCAGUCAGAGGGCUCAGACACAGAGGAGGCAGACCACUCAACACAGGGGCCGCGCUCCGAUACGUCAGGGACAACGUCUUUACAAACUCCUCAGGGAGUAGGCGCCCGCAAGGUGUUCCACAGAUCUUGAUCCUGCUUAAUGGUGGGCGGUCUUCUGACAGCGUUGAUGUGCCAGCCUCUGCUCUUAAACAGCAGGGCAUCUUUACAAUCAGCAUUGGAACACAGAACUCUGACAGCAGCGAGCUGAAAAAGAUAUCCCAUGACCCAAGUAAUGCUCUAGCAGUGUCUGAGCUCACUGACCUCCCCAGUGUGCAAGAACAGCUCUCCUCUGUAAUAAACAGGGUACUCAGAGCCGCCACGCCCAUGACACCAACAGUAACUGGUAAGCGAGCUCUCCAUCCCAAACACAUGAAAAAUAGUACAUUUUACGGUCUUAAUACGUCUCGUGUUUUGUUUACCACAGCGGAUAGAACAGGAAGGGAUGUCGUUUUCUUGUUGGAUGGCUCUGAUGCCACAAGAAGCUCAUUCCCAGCUAUGAGAGACUUUGUCCAAAGAGUCGUAGAGUCACUGAGUGUGGAUGAUAACAAAGAUCGAGUCUCCCUGAUUCAGUACAGCGGAAAUGCAGCUGUCCAGUUCUACCUGAACACAUACACAACAAAGGGCGAAAUCCUUGACAUUGUCAGAGGGUUGAGGCACAGAGGUGGAACAACCCUCAACACUGGAGCAGCUCUCCAGUACUUGAGGGAUAAUGUCUUCACAACCUCUGCCGGCAGCAGACGCCUUGAAGGAGUCCCACAGGUCCUAAUAUUGCUAAGCGGCGGAAGGUCUUUUGACAGAGUCGAUGCACCAGCCUCUGCUCUCAAAAAGCUCGGAGUUCUGAUCUUUACCAUCGGAACCACACGCUCCGAUAGGGGAGAACUGCAGAAGAUAGCCCACGAUCCCAGAUGUGCUCUAUCUGUGCCUGAAUUCACUGACCUUCCCAGUGUCCAACAACAGCUUCAGUCCUCCGUGGAGGCUGUGGUGAUUGACGUCAGUGCAGAAACGCCACCAGUAAUUGGUAGGUGUACAAGUACAGCACUCACUGGGCAUGGGUGGGCUUUAAUCUUUACCUUAGAAGAGACUGACAUGGAAACAGCUGAAGCCAAAAAGGAUAUUGUAUUCCUUCUGGAUGGUUCUGAUGGAACAAGGAGUGGCUUCCCCACCAUGCGCGAUUUUGUUGAGCAAGUGGUGGAGAAACUCAAUGUGGGUGUAGACAAAGACCGUGUCUCUGUGGUCCAGUACAGCAGAGAUGCAGAGGCCAAUUUCUAUCUGAACACGUACACUACAAGAGAGGAUAUUGUGGAUGCAGUCAGAGGGCUCAGACACAGAGGAGGCAGACCACUCAACACAGGGGCCGCGCUCCGAUACGUCAGGGACAACGUCUUUACAAACUCCUCAGGGAGUAGGCGCCCGCAAGGUGUUCCACAGAUCUUGAUCCUGCUUAAUGGUGGGCGGUCUUCUGACAGCGUUGAUGUGCCAGCCUCUGCUCUUAAACAGCAGGGCAUCUUUACAAUCAGCAUUGGAACACAGAACUCUGACAGCAGCGAGCUGAAAAAGAUAUCCCAUGACCCAAGUAAUGCUCUAGCAGUGUCUGAGCUCACUGACCUCCCCAGUGUGCAAGAACAGCUCUCCUCUGUAAUAAACAGGGUACUCAGAGCCGCCACGCCCAUGACACCAACAGUAACUGGUAAGCGAGCUCUCCAUCCCAAACACAUGAAAACGGAUAGAACAGGAAGGGAUGUCGUUUUCUUGUUGGAUGGCUCUGACGCCACAAGAAGCUCAUUCCCAGCUAUGAGAGACUUUGUCCAAAGAGUCGUAGAGUCACUGAGUGUGGAUGAUAACAAAGAUCGAGUCUCCCUGAUUCAGUACAGCGGAAAUGCAGCUGUCCAGUUCUACCUGAACACAUACACAACAAAGGGCGAAAUCCUUGACAUUGUCAGAGGGUUGAGGCACAGAGGUGGAACAACCCUCAACACUGGAGCAGCUCUCCAGUACUUGAGGGAUAAUGUCUUCACAACCUCUGCCGGCAGCAGACGCCUUGAAGGAGUCCCACAGGUCCUAAUAUUGCUAAGCGGCGGAAGGUCUUUUGACAGAGUCGAUGCACCAGCCUCUGCUCUCAAAAAGCUCGGAGUUCUGAUCUUUACCAUCGGAACCACACGCUCCGAUAGGGGAGAACUGCAGAAGAUAGCCCACGAUCCCAGAUAUGCUCUAUCUGUGCCUGAAUUCACUGACCUUCCCAGUGUCCAACAACAGCUUCAGUCCUCCGUGGAGGCUGUGGUGAUUGACGUCAGUGCAGAAACGCCACCAGUAAUUGGUAGGUGUACAAGUACAGCACUCACUGGGCAUGGGUGGGCUGUCUGAUCUCCCUUACCUCGCAUGACUUAAAAGUUACUGAUUGUGUCCAAAGUUCAUCUUUACCUUAGAAGAGACUGACAUGGAAACAGGCAGCGCUUUCCCAAAAAUAUGUGUAGUCUGAUCGUGUCACUGUUUGCAAAGGUUCUUUUUAUCAUUUGUCCUCCCGUCUUUUCUCAGCUGAAGCCAAAAAGGAUAUUGUAUUCCUUCUGGAUGGUUCUGAUGGAACAAGGAGUGGCUUCCCCACCAUGCGCGAUUUUGUUGAGCAAGUGGUGGAGAAACUCAAUGUGGGUGUAGACAAAGACCGUGUCUCUGUGGUCCAGUACAGCAGAGAUG